GGGAGAAGUAAGUUAGAAAGUAACAGAUGGAAAAACAGAGUGAAAGCCGCUCAGCUGUUUCCGCAAAGGUUUUUUUUGGCAUCCCGCUGAACGAGCCCGGACGCGCGCAUCAUCGCAGGCUGCGUCCUCCCCUUGACAACCGGCCCGCAUCACAGAAUAAUCCACCAAUGUUUAUUUUUAGACGCUCUCGGGCCGCCGAGUGCCACUCUCGGGCUACACACAUCCCAUGUUCCUCCGGUCAAUUAUUCAUAUGUUUUAGGCCUGCAGCGAGGAGUCGGAGAGCAGGACUGCCACAGCUCGCAUCUGCGGGACGCCCAAAAACAGGCGAGGUGCAGAAAUGCAACCGAAAACUACGAGGCAACAGAUCCCACAGCAGACCAACAACCGACCAGCUACACAGACACGGAAGCACACCAGCUCCCUGAAAACCCAAACAAAGGCCUCCAUGACCACAGAGUACCGGGAGAGGUUCCUUCCCCCCUCCUGUUUUAGGGCAAUCGUGUCACCAACAGCAAAGAAGAGCCUUUGCCAUCCACUGAAGGGGAGGAGGGAUGAAAUUACCUCUUUGAGACCAAUGCAUGUUAGGCACCACUGGAUAAAAAAGCCACCUAAGCCAGAGCCACCAGACCCAGCACCCAGAGACUACAGAAGAUGCAAAAGCGCUCAACUCAAUGCUGCAAACUGUUCGGCCAACCAGACGCCACCCAAGGCUGACUACACUAGUGUCUAUCAAAAUGAUUUUAAGCAGUGGGAAGCCAGCAAGCGCCAGCCGUACAUCCUGAAAGACAGCCUGACACUCGAGCAUGGAUUAGGUAAUCUGCUCGUGCCGCAGCGAGAAACAGAUCCCACUGGAAACACCACCAGCUACAAAUCAGAUUAUGUCCACCAUCCAGCACACCCCAGACCAGUGAAGCUGAAGCACUCCAACCAAAGCAGCUACGAUCUCCCGUUAGAGCCUAGAUUGCCCUUCAAGCCAAAGCAGGCUUGGUCUACAUACCGAGACUUUCUUGACGAAGCCAGUGAUUUUUAUGAAAAAUUCAACAGUUGUUCCCUUGAUACUAAGUUUCAGGGCCACACCAAAGAUUUCACUUCACCAGCGGACCACAGCGUUCAGUGUCAGGUCAGUGUGCAAAACCUGUCAACCAGUGAGAAAAAUGACGUCCCCUGCCAAGCUGCGACCACCAUGACGGAGGGCAGCGGAGUCUGGGAUGCGCCGCAAAGCUUCACCGCUGUGAAACCCACUUUGUCAGCGGGCAAACCUAAAUUUACUGACGGCUGCAAAGCAAGUCCAAAGGCAUCGAGCCGACACACCAAAAUAAACAAGACUGCGGGCUGUAAUUCCACCCGAGAUGCCACACGGAAACCUCAGCGUCCUGCUGAGCUUGAAGUGCUUUCAGGCUUCGAAUGCUCCUCGGGGAACGGAGCAUCCAAGAUGUACUGGUACGGCAAUUUGGGCCGAGGAGGGACUCAGCCUCACGGCGAUGACUGUGUAGACCAUACCAACCAGAUAUUCAGCUGCAUGGCUUCUAGCAGACACUAAGAUCCUGCCACGUUACCUCAGGUAGUUUCUACUUUUACAGCAAUAAAAGCCAUAAAAAGUGAGACUGUGUAACAU
Molecule: messenger RNA, 1615 nt
Organism: Archocentrus centrarchus (flier cichlid)
Lineage: Eukaryota; Metazoa; Chordata; Actinopteri; Cichliformes; Cichlidae
Exons: 4
Coding region: 338-1540 (400 amino acids)
Source: RefSeq, a predicted model, not a curated record